CAUGGGAACGCUAAACCUUAACCUUAACCUUAUUUCUCCAGCAAGGCCCCGAUUUACCGCUCAAGCCUGUCAAGGUCGGACUACGUAUAACGUACAUAACGACUGCGGCCUGCUUGGCCCUCGUGAUCUGUUUCUAGUUUUGAACUAUUAUUCCACCCUCCAUCGAGUUACAUACUCUAGGACUCGCAGUGGUAUCAACGAUGAGCUGGGUGUCUGACACGCAAGCCAGUCUGCAAGGGCUAUUGAACGUCACGGCAGAUUCCCUGGCAGAGUACUGCGGAUUGACUGGCAAUCAGCAGGAAAAUUCAGUGUUUCUCGAACGACAGCUUGGUUUACUCCAAAGGAAUCCAUCCCAAAGCGUGAUCAAUUCUUUCUAUCUUGCUUCUGUCAGUGAAUUUUGCGCCAAGUAUCUCCCAACCCUCGUGGACGCCUACAAUGCCCAGGAUGCAGCUUUCAGCGUACCCAUGAGAAUGCUCAAUGUCGUUGCUUACCUACCUUACUUUACUAGGUUUCUAUUAACCACGGCCAAAACAUCGAUUUAUCCUACAUCCCUCGUAGAAAUGUGCCAAUUUCUCUCGACCCUCUUAGCCCUGGAGGGCCCGAAUCCCAUCAGCGAGGAAGAUAAGCAAGCGCUUCUCCCCAAACUACGUGAAUGGGAUAGGAAGUACCAGAGGCAACAAAUCACGCGUUGCCUCAAGCAGCUGGAGGGCGAUCCGGAGACAACGCUCAUAGCAGAUGGCCUGAAACAACACUGUGAAAGGUCUCUUAAUCAAUGUGGCUUUGACGGCUGUGGAAAGUCCGGAACCUCGAAGCUCUUGCAAUGCUCUCGGUGCAAAACGGCUGUUUAUUGCGACCGUGAUCAUCAGAAGAAAUCUUGGCCGUUUCAUAAGGCAACGUGUUUCCCAGCGGCCUUUUGAGAAACAUGUGGAACUCAGAUUACGGGUUAGGACUUGGUACAGCCAAGAGAUAUCUCUGUAGCAUAUUCACGUCUGACAACCGGUCUUUUGAACUUUAUUUCGUCAAGUGCAUUUUACCCGCGAACGAUUAAACCCUCGUCUGCGCAUAAAUACCGAGAGAAGCCCCCGGUAAUGAACCUGAUUGCUCGACCGACAUAGCCACAUCAACAUCAGCAGAACCUUGCUCCUUGAUAGAACCAGAGCUUGUGACCUCCGUCACAACAUCCUCCUUUUUAUGAGCAAGUAAAUCUGCAGCCGUUUCCAUCUCUG
This is a messenger RNA of Suillus subaureus, 1226 nucleotides long. RefSeq lists its product as uncharacterized. NCBI's taxonomy places the organism in Eukaryota, Fungi, Basidiomycota, Agaricomycetes, Boletales, Suillaceae. The transcript has 9 exons. The record is from RefSeq and is a predicted model, not a curated record. Bases 201 to 917 code for a protein of 238 amino acids.